CCUACACGUCCUUUGCCAUUCUAUGUUCUAUUCCUUGUGACCGUUGAGUCUGAGGCCCGCGCCUGUUCGGUAUGGACUCCUGGCGACCCGGGUCCGACUCUUAUCGGGGUUCUGGCGGCUACAGCUCUCGUCACCAAGAUGAUAACUCGCGCAGCCGCGGGGAGCAGUCAUCGUGGCCACCGUCAAAUGCCGACAGUGGAAUGUACUACUUUCAAGGCAGCCGCGACGGAAGUCGCCGGCUUGAGCCAGACCGUCGCUUUAGACCCAAACACCAAUUUGGGCGACGUGACAAUCGCGACAGAGAUCGACAGCACAGAGAUCGGUUUGUCCCCUACCAACGUAAGGUCUCCGACCGCCCGUUGCUGAGAAUCAACCACGACGGACCUGAGGACCCUUCGCUUUUAGCCAAUACUACUGCUAAAUUUCGCGCCCCCGACGAGCUGACCGAUAGCGAGGAAGAAGAGAUGGCGCAAUCCGAUGAGGAUGAUGUCCAAGUUCCCGCAAAGCGACCCCGGGUUGACACCGGCCCCAAAGACGAUACGCAAGUUUCAAAGUGGUCCAACCCCGAUCCCUAUACUUCCUUGCCACCUGUUACGGCCGUUGAUGCUGCAGCGAAGCGAACAGACGUCGUGAGGCUGAUUCGGAAAGCGCGCCUCGAGUCUGCCGGUACAUCUAGGACGACUGCGCAGCCCGACGACUUCAUCUCUUUCGACAUGAGCAAUGGUGAUACCACUAAGCCCGUGGUCAUCGGCGCCUCUGAUGCGAUCCCCCCACCGCCUCCACCUCACUCCAUCGCGCAGGACAUGCCACCACCUCCACCUCCUCCGAUGUCCAUGCCUUCCGUUCCGCAUGCAUCUUCCCUACCAUCAGUGACGCGAUUCCAGUCUUUCAAAAGUAGCGGCGAAAUGACGAGUGACUUGAAGAGAAAACGACUGUCCACGCACGCAGAACCACCUAGGAAAAUGCACUCAGCCCAUAGCAUGUAUUCAGAUGCAUGGGUCCAAAAGCGGUGGAUCGCUGCCCCUGGUGUUCAAGCGACGCCAUGGUUCAGUGGUCAUGAUUCCUCAGAUCUCCCCGGUGUAGCGCUUCACAAAGAAAUCGUCGAUUUUUACCACUGGGUUAAACCCAGAGAACAUGAAAAGCAAGUUCGACAAGAUGUCUUUGAGCGCUUGUCUCGUCAAUUUCAGAAUGCCAUGAGAGGUCAUCUAAAGGCGUUUGGAUCUUACGCUGCAGGACUGUAUCUACCGACUGGCGAUAUGGACCUCGUCUUUCUCACGCGGGACUAUCGUCCGAAUCGUGUGCCGGACAAGCAGGAGGUGCAGAGUUCUCUCUUCUUCUUUUCAAGACUUUUGAAGCGACAGAUUGCACAGCCUGGCAGCGUUAUUACCAUUUCAAGAUCUAAAGUACCCAUUGUCAAAUUCGUUGAUGCCACGAGUGGGCUCAAGGUCGAUCUUUGCUUUGACAAUGAUACUGGGGUCAACGCAAUCGACACGGCCCAGAAAUGGAAAGAUGAGUUUCCUGUUAUGCCAAUCCUGGUGUCGAUCAUCAAACAAUUCUUGAUGAUCCGUGGACUCAACGACGUUGCCAACGGUGGUUUGGGAGGCUUCUCUACCAUUUGCCUAGUCACCAGUCUACUCCAGAUGUAUCCUCAUCACCAGGGUGCAAAAUCAUCGGCUGUCAACCUGGGGGAACUUCUGCUCGAAUUUUUCAAUCUUUACGGUUAUGUGCUAGACAGAGAUUCGGUGGUCAUCCGACUCGACCCACCGGCAUAUCUGGACAAGGCGAACUUUGGCCAUUUCAACGAUAAGACUAGUAGAUUAACCAUCAUUGAUCCAAAUCGCGCAGACAACAACAUAUCUGGCGGGACCCACAAGAUCGCGGAAAUCCAGGAAUGCUUUCGUGCCGCCCACCAAGCAUUAAAAGACCGGCUUGAGACAUUCCAUUCAAAAGCUGAACCGGGCAGCUUCUUGGAAUGCCUGGUCGGCGGUGACUUCUCCCUUUACGAAUCUCAGCGACAACUUCUACAUGAGCUGUACACUGGCAGCGUCCUGAUCCGACCAGACCACGACGCCAGGUCCUUUACGCGGACUAGCGAGACACGCAUGGGUCGCCCGAGUGAGAGAGCUCAGGUCGAGUCAAAGCAAUUGAGAGUAUGUCGGGAGCCCGCCAAUCCAUCGUUUGGACAUCUAACGCAUUUGUAGGGCGAUGACGACUCUAAGCCAGGCUCGAUGAAUGGCGACCAGGCUGGGGGAAAGCCUAUGUCCAAAUCGGAAAAACGUGCCUUGCGACUCAAGGAACUUCGACCAGACUUGCGACCGUCUAUCGGGAAGACAAUCAGCGCUGUGGAUGCCAUCAAGCUCGGUGGGUAUCGAGAUGCAAUAGACAUGUCCAAAGACCUGGACGCGAGAGCAGUAGCAGCGCAGAGGAUUCAAUCUGGCAGCAAGACACGAACAUGAACAAUACUGGUGGGGAGUAGGAAAUGAGGAACAACCUCUGUCUGCGAACAUUGGUUAGACCUUGAACGCUGGACACGAAGAACUUGAGAGAAGUUGAUGCAAAAUCGACCUCAUCGCUAAUGGUGAGCCUGGAGCGCUUGCAAGCUAGUGUGGGUAUGAUGCCCAACUAGAAGCAUUGGGGUUGAUUGGCCAUUGCUCAAAUGGUGUCUAGGCCAUUCGUCAAGUUGGGUCUUUGCUCGGAUCAUGUUGACGUCUCGAGAAUAUUUGAAGCGGCACGUCCUCUGCCAUAUUGGUACCAUCGAACACUACUCGCCUGGCGGUAUGUGCAAUGGCUUGAUUCCAUCUCUCCCCUUUUCCUUGCCUAGUUUGCUACCAUUCUUGUUUUUGAUCUCAUCACCCCCAGGUAAGGCCACGGGCUCAGUGUGACGACCAUGCGGGCCACAUGCAGGGC
Exophiala mesophila is the source of this 2907-nucleotide messenger RNA. RefSeq lists its product as hypothetical. Lineage: Eukaryota; Fungi; Ascomycota; Eurotiomycetes; Chaetothyriales; Herpotrichiellaceae. The record is from RefSeq and is a predicted model, not a curated record. Gene Ontology annotation, molecular function: mRNA binding; poly(A) RNA polymerase activity. The transcript has 3 exons. Gene Ontology annotation, cellular component: nucleolus; TRAMP complex. Bases 72 to 2201 code for a protein of 709 amino acids. Gene Ontology annotation, biological process: RNA 3'-end processing.